GUGCUGAGCUCAAUGUUGAGUCUUUUUUAACGUUUCCAACUUUUUCCAGUACCAUCAUCUCAUUCUCAUCUCUCUCUCUCAGAUCUGGUGUUCUUGCGUGCUUUCAUAUCUACCCAUCUCUCUCUCAUCAUUUUUCUCUCUCUACACCUCUCCCACCAAUCAAUGGCAGAUCCCUACUCGAAUUACUUCAAUAACAACAAUGGAAAUGGAGGAUUUAACAAUAAUAAUAAUAAUAAUAAUAAUAAGUGGUUGAAUUACCUCAACCCUAGGAACCAUUUCUUCAACCCCUCAUCAUCAAUUCCUCCUCCUUCUGCUUCUUCAACGGUAUCAUCUCCUUAUUACAACUUCAACUUCUACAAUUCCACCACCACCACCAACAAUUAUUACUACUAUGGAUCUUCUUGUUCUUCUUCGCCGCCACGUUCGCCGCCGCUGAGGGAGGCUCUCCCGCUCAUCAGUCUGAAACCGACAUCAAUGGCUUCUUCUUCUUCUUCCGCCGCCGCCGCCGCCGAGGAAGAACCACCUUCAUCAUCGUACAGCGGAUGUAUGGAUUUGGACAUGAACGUGAAAAACAAUUACGAACAACAAGAGGAAGAAGAUCUGAAUUUAGGGCUGUCUCCUCCUGUUAAUUGUUGUAGUACUCUGAGUACCACUACUACUACUACUGACCUGAUUUCGAGGCGGCGGCGGGUGGUGAAUUACGACGACGACGGCAGUACUGAAAACAAUUGUAAAGAAGAAGUAACUGUAGCUGCUGCAACCCCACUGAAUAAAGGGCAGUACUGGAUCCCAACUCCGGCCCAGAUUCUGAUCGGCCCUACCCAGUUUUCUUGCCCUCUUUGCUUCAAGACCUUCAGCAGAUACAACAACAUGCAGAUGCACAUGUGGGGGCACGGAUCCCAAUACCGAAAAGGGCCGGAAUCUCUACGAGGCACGCAGCCAACGGCGAUGCUGAGGCUUCCAUGCUACUGUUGUGCACCCGGGUGUAGGAAUCACAUCGACCACCCGAGAUCCAAACCCCUCAAAGAUUUCCGGACCCUACAAACCCACUACAAACGAAAACACGGAAUAAAGCCAUUCAUGUGCCGAAAAUGCGGCAAAGCAUUUGCCGUAAGGGGCGAUUGGAGAACGCACGAAAAGAAUUGCGGGAAGUUAUGGUACUGCGCAUGCGGCUCCGAUUUCAAGCACAAGAGAUCUCUCAAGGACCAUAUCAAAGCCUUCGGGAAUGGGCACGGCGCUUACGGUGUCGAUUGUUUCGAAGAGGAGGAGGAAGAAGAAGAAGAAGCUGCUUCCGAGAUUGAGCAAGAUAAUAACGAUCCGUAUAGUUCUCGCGAGUAGUACUAGUACUUUUAUGGAAACACGUGAGAUGACGGUUUAUUUUAUGCUACACCUGCAUUUGUCGUACGUGCGGGUAUAUAUAUUAUAUAUUAUUAUUUUAUAUAUAUGUUUAUCAUUCGUUCACACACGGAACUGUGUGUAUCCGUGUGUGAACGAAUGGUGGAUGUUUGUGUGGUGUAUAUUUCACCGAGUGUAGUCAUAAUUUUUGGAAAUGUGGAGGGAUGAGAGAAAUUAGCAUAAUUAUUCCUUCUAUUUUUUUUUUUUUUUUUUUUUGUUAUGCUAUAAAUAUCCCUUGGAUAACUAUUUAAUUAAAUUAUUAUUAGUAGUCCUAUGAAAUGCUUCGUUUCUCUUUCUAUUUUAUGUUUACAGUUUCGU
Erythranthe guttata (spotted monkey flower) is the source of this 1713-nucleotide messenger RNA. RefSeq lists its product as uncharacterized. Gene Ontology annotation, cellular component: nucleus. Gene Ontology annotation, molecular function: DNA-binding transcription factor activity. NCBI's taxonomy places the organism in Eukaryota, Viridiplantae, Streptophyta, Magnoliopsida, Lamiales, Phrymaceae. The record is from RefSeq and is a predicted model, not a curated record. Gene Ontology annotation, biological process: anatomical structure development; regulation of gene expression.